CCGAAAAUACUGCGGGACCAACAUGAAGUGACUGUUCUUUGAAGCUCCCACUUGAUUGCGCAUCGCACAGGCCGACGAGUUCAGAGAUUCCCAUAUCCGCUCACGGCCGCCUUUGCACAUUUAGCGCACACCGAUCGAUCAAUAACAACAUCGAGCAUUCGAUCCUCACACCUUCUCUACAUCCCAUUUUGGGGCGCGCCUGCCUGGACAACUCCAACAACACACCCUCAUAUCCCGCCUUUGCCCCGCCUGGGAACGGCACCCACCGACAAGAUGUCACUCUCAAACUGCCGAUUUUAUGAAGAGAAGUAUCCGGAGAUUGACUCCUUUGUGAUGGUGAACGUAAAACAGAUCGCCGAUAUGGGAGCCUAUGUGAAGCUGCUCGAGUACGACAACAUCGAUGGCAUGAUUCUGCUUUCCGAGCUUUCGAGGCGGCGUAUCAGAAGUAUCCAGAAAUUGAUCCGUGUCGGUCGCAACGAAGUUGUCGUUGUGCUGCGUGUCGAUAAGGAGAAAGGAUACAUUGAUCUGUCCAAGCGCCGUGUAUCGCCUGAGGAUAUCGUGCGCUGCGAAGAGCGGUACAACAAGAGCAAGAUUGUGCACUCGAUUAUGAGGCAUGUCGCAGAGAAGACCCAGACCCCGAUCGAGAGGCUCUACGAGACAAUAGGGUGGCCGCUGAACAAGAAAUAUGGUCACUCCCUUGACGCCUUCAAGCUCUCAAUAACCAACCCCGAUAUCUGGAAUGACAUUCAAUUCCCGAGCGACGCUGUUGCCGAGGAGCUGAAGUCUUACAUCGGCAAGAGGUUGACGCCCCAGCCGACCAAGGUCCGGGCCGACAUCGAGGUGACCUGCUUCGGCUAUGAGGGCAUCGACGCCAUUAAGACUGCUCUCCGCACCGCUGAGUCUCGCAACACCCAAGACUCUCAGGUCAAGUGCAGAUUGGUUUCUCCUCCCCUUUAUGUUCUCACCAACACUUGCCUCGACAAGAACGCCGGUAUUGCCCGGUUAGAGGAGGCCAUCGUCGACGUCCGCACGAGUAUCGAGAGCGCCGGUGGAAACUUGGUGGUCAAGAUGGCGCCUAAGGCUGUCACCGAGUCGGAUGAUGCCGAGCUCCAGGCUCUCAUGGAGAAGCGCGAGCGCGAGAACGCCGAAGUCAGCGGCGACGAGAGCGUCAGCGAGAGCGAUGACAACAUCCCUGAGACUGUCUAAACAAUCCCACGCAUUGCAAGCUUUGUGCCAGGCGGUGGUGGUUCAGACCAACGUGUUCCACGGGGAAUGCUUGAUACCCCGUUGAUUUCAGGGUGAUGAGGCGGCGGGCCGGAGGUUGCUCAGGAUCAUUGGUGGUAUGGCUGGCGUCUUAGGAAUCCAAAAGCGUUCCAGGCAUGGUAGACACCGGAAGCCACCUUCUAGGAUGGCGGUACAGAAAAGGGAAUGAUGUAACGGUUGACGGAGCAACAAUAUGGCCCAGGUGAUGCUGAAAUGUUUUGCUACCUAGAAUUGGCGUGGUAUUAUGGUAUGCGCCAAUCGAGGCAGCGCCCACCACUUUCAUGCUUAUCGAACGCCUUAUCUACGGACCUCAAUGAAUCGUUUGAACCCACC
Messenger RNA from Chaetomium strumarium, 1596 nucleotides. Its product is annotated as translation initiation factor 2, alpha subunit. Lineage: Eukaryota; Fungi; Ascomycota; Sordariomycetes; Sordariales; Chaetomiaceae. The transcript is spliced from 5 exons. Gene Ontology annotation, cellular component: eukaryotic translation initiation factor 2 complex; eukaryotic 48S preinitiation complex. The record is from RefSeq and is a predicted model, not a curated record. Gene Ontology annotation, biological process: translational initiation. Gene Ontology annotation, molecular function: translation initiation factor activity; ribosome binding; RNA binding. Bases 274 to 1206 code for a protein of 310 amino acids.